Messenger RNA from Panicum hallii, 1488 nucleotides. RefSeq names its product acyl-[acyl-carrier-protein] desaturase 4, chloroplastic-like. The coding region runs from base 106 to 1329 and encodes 407 amino acids. Gene Ontology annotation, cellular component: chloroplast stroma. The record is from RefSeq and is a predicted model, not a curated record. Gene Ontology annotation, biological process: fatty acid metabolic process. Gene Ontology annotation, molecular function: stearoyl-[ACP] desaturase activity. NCBI's taxonomy places the organism in Eukaryota, Viridiplantae, Streptophyta, Magnoliopsida, Poales, Poaceae. The transcript has a single exon.
GUCGAUAUAUAUUCAGCACCUCCACUUCAUCCACACUUGUGUCCAUCGGUAGUCUGCUACUGUCUAGCUAGCAGCAGCAACAAAGGAAGAGCGAGAGCGACAGACAUGCCGGGGCUCACGGCGAUGAUGGCACUGGCAUGGGCACCGUCGUCGUCGGCGAACCUUCGCUUCGGCGGCGGUGGCGGAAGGAAAUCGGCGAGCGCGAUGCCGCUGGUCAAGAAGAGCUCUUCGUCGUCUUCGUCAGCGCACCUCCUCGGCCGCAGCCGGGCCUGGGCGGCGACAACCGCGGCGACCGCCGCUUGUGAUGAGCAGCAGCCGCAGACCAUGGAGCUGCUGCGGCGCCUGGGGGAGGACGGGUGGGUGGAGGAGCACAUGCUGUCGCUGCUCACCCCGGUGGCGGAGGCGUGGCAGCCGGCCGACCUCCUGCCCGCCUUCGCCGCCACCGCCGAGGAGCAGCGGAGCCAGGUGGCGGAGCUCCAGGCCCGCGCGGCCGGCGUGCCCGACGACCUCCUGGUCUGCCUCGUCGGCAACAUGGUCACGGAGGAGGGCCUGCCGACGUACAUGACCAUGGCCAACCGCGUGCGGGGCAUCGACGACGCCACCGGCUGCGACGGCCACGGCUGGGCCCGCUGGCUGCGCGGCUGGACCGCCGAGGAGAACCGCCACGGCGACGCGCUCAACCGCUACCUCUACCUCUGCGGCCGCGUCGACAUGCGGCAGGUGGAGCGGACGGUGCACCACCUCCUCCGCGGCGGCAUGCGCACGCUCGAGCCCUUCUGCCCCUGCCACGGCUUCAUCUACGUCGCCUUCCAGGAGCGCGCCACCUUCGUCUCCCACGCCCGCACCGCCAGGCGCGCCGCGCUCCACGGCGACGCCUGCCUCGCCAAGCUCUGCGGGGCCGUCGCCGCCGACGAGAAGCGCCACGAGGCCGCGUACACAAGGGCCGUCGCCAGGUGCUUCGAGGCCGACCCGGACGCCGCCGUGCGGGCGCUCGCGGCCGUGAUGCGCGCCAAGGUCACCAUGCCCGGCGAGCUCAUGACCGACGGCCGCGACGAGAACCUCUUCGACCACUUCGCCGCGGUGGCGCAGCGCGUGGGGGUGUACACGGCGGCGGACUACGGCGACAUGGUGGAGCACUUCGUGCGCCGGUGGGGGGUGGCGGAGCUCGGGGGGCUGUCCGGCGAGGGGCGGCGCGCGCAAGACUACGUCUGCGGCCUGCCGCGCAAGAUCCGCAGGAUGGAGCAGUUGGCCCACGACCGCACAGCCCAAAAGGAGGCCCAAUCCGUAAGCUUCAGCUGGGUGUUCGACAGGCCCGUCCGUCUGCACUGAGCCUUCUUUUAGUUUGAGAGGCCCCCAUAUCCCUCCCUCAGCUGAAGAAGGAACCUACAACAAGUCUAUUACUACUUCUGUCUACUACUGGAGCGUUGGAGCCUUAGAGCUCCUGGUAUUGUACCCACUAGUAGAGUAUAAUCAUAUAUUGUGGUAUUG